GCCAUGAAGCGGCCCAGGGACCGGAGUGGCUCCGACAGCGAGUCCGACGGACCGAUCGACGUGGGUCGCGAGGACGAACUAAGCCAGAUGGCCAGGCCACUAUCCACCGCCAGCCCUUCACAGAUGCAAGCCAGGAAGAAACGGAGAGGGAUCAUAGAGAAACGACGCCGAGACCGCAUCAACAGCAGCCUUUCUGAAUUGCGGCGCUUGGUCCCCACUGCCUUUGAGAAGCAGGGCUCCUCCAAGCUGGAGAAGGCUGAGGUCUUACAGAUGACGGUGGAUCACUUGAAAAUGCUCCAUGCCACUGGUGGGACAGGGUUCUUUGAUGCCCGCGCCCUGGCCAUUGACUUCCGGAGCAUUGGUUUUCGGGAGUGCCUCACUGAGGUCAUCAGGUACCUGGGGGUCCUGGAAGGGCCAAGCAGCUGUGUGGACCCCGUCCGGAUUCGCCUUCUCUCUCACCUCAACAGCUACGCAGCCGAGAUGGAGCCUUUGCCUACACCCACCAGCCCCCUGGCCUUCCCUGCCUGGCCCUGGUCCUUCUUCCACAGCUGUCCAGGGCUGCCAGCCCCAAGCAGCCAGCUCUCCAUUCUGGGCAGAGUGCCUGGCCCUGUCCUCCCCAGCAGCGCCUCUCCAACUUACCCCAUCCCAGCCCUCCGAGCCACUCCCAUGCGCCGAGCUGCUGGCACCAUCCUGCCGGCCCGGAGGAGUUUCCUGCCCAGUCGAGGGGCCUCUUUGAUCCGAAGGGCCCGCCCCCUGGAGAGGCCAGCUGGCCCUGGGCCCAUGGCCCCCAGCAGCAGGGCUGCCAGGAGCAGCCACAUCACAUCCCUCCUUCGAUCUUCCUCCCUGACACCCCCUGGUGCUGUGGGACCUGCUGCCCAUGUGGCUGUUCUUGCCCCCAGCCCCUCUUCCCCAGGGCCGCGUGGGAGGCCUGCGGGAGCUGUACUUUGCCGUUCCUGGGUCUCUGAAAUCACUGAAAUCGGGGCUUUCUGAGAUGGCACUCCUUACCCAGGAGUGAGGAAAGUCCUUUUUCCAGCAG
Orycteropus afer afer is the source of this 1036-nucleotide messenger RNA. It is a transcript of the gene HEYL, whose product is annotated as hes related family bHLH transcription factor with YRPW motif like. Gene Ontology annotation, biological process: anterior/posterior pattern specification; Notch signaling pathway; regulation of transcription by RNA polymerase II. Gene Ontology annotation, molecular function: DNA-binding transcription factor activity, RNA polymerase II-specific; RNA polymerase II cis-regulatory region sequence-specific DNA binding; protein dimerization activity. Lineage: Eukaryota; Metazoa; Chordata; Mammalia; Tubulidentata; Orycteropodidae. Gene Ontology annotation, cellular component: nucleus. The record is from RefSeq and is a predicted model, not a curated record.